Messenger RNA from Pelagomonas calceolata, 1146 nucleotides. The record is from the annotation of a GenBank genome assembly. NCBI's taxonomy places the organism in Eukaryota, Pelagophyceae, Pelagomonadales, Pelagomonadaceae.
CAAAGCUUGAAAUUAACAAGGCUGUGGCGCGCGAGCCAAACGCAGCAAAGAGUGCACCGCAAGCUCGUGCGGUGCAAGCGAAGGCAAAAGGCAGCCCACGCGCGCGGAGGAAGGCAGCCCGGACCCAUGCCGGCGACGCCGCGCACGGCGCCAGCCGCCAACCUCCAAGCUUUGCGGCUGCACUACCCCGACGCGCCGGCCGCCGAGGUCUUGAGGUUCGCGACGGCAAGGAAAACGCCCAAGGACGCGCUCAAGCUUUAUCGGAACUACCUCAAGUGGCGUUCAGAUGAAGGCGCGCCGGCACGUUUACAAGAAAGAGCAGCACCCGUCCAGCAGCAAGCUCCCCAGUUCGCGACGCUCGGUGGGAGGACGAGACGCGGCGACCAGGUCGUCUUGGUCGAGGGCGCGCGCUAUUCUACGCAGAUUGAUAAGCAGGCAUACGUCGCCCAAAUGUGUGUACUGAUGGAUCAGGUGCUGUUGAAGGAUUCGGAUCGAAGGAUUGUGGUGUUAGUAGAUACGAGAGGCGGCUCGGGGCCGGGCUGGCACAACAAACCGGCCACGGCCGCGAUGCCUUUUUUUCGCGCACUGGCGUCGCUGAUUCCCGACAUGUAUCCCGAAAGAUUGAGGAGGAUCAUUAUUUAUCCCUUGCCGGGCUGGGCCACGACGCUCGUGAAGAUGGUGCGGUCCAUGCUGGAUCCGGUCACAAAAGCCAAAAUCAAGGUGAUCAAGGGGGACGACAAAAAAGACGCGCCCUGUCCCAUCAGCCUCUGUGCCUAUGAUUUGACGCAGGACCAGAUUCCCGUGCACGCUCGUCGUAGACAUUUGAUCCUGCCGGCGGACCCGUCUCUACCAAAACCUCCCGGAACGCCGCGGCGGCGGCCCUCGCUCGACGCCUAUCCAACAGUUUGGGUGCCGACGUCCGACGCGGAGGUCGAUGCCGCCGUGUUGUUGUCGUCGCCGACCAAGAGACCCUUUGUGGUAAGGAUGGCGAGUGGUGAAAUAGCGGAGGUGGCGCAAGUCAGGCCGCGCGACGCGCGCGCGGCCGAGUGCUAGCAUAGCCCGCCAAACUUUCUUCUCGCCAAACUUUCUUCUACCCCGCUGUCUGCGCCUGCGGCCGCUUCCCCCGAAUGCUAACUUUAUCAUGUG